CAGCUGUGGCUGCAUACUAAAGUUUUCACACAGUGCGCCGCAGCCAUGCAACGCAAUCACAAAGAACACUUGUACAAAAUCCUAGUUAUCGGCGACUUAGGUGUGGGUAAAACCAGCAUCAUUAAGCGCUAUGUUCAUCAGACCUACUCGACCAACUACAGAGCCACUAUAGGAGUGGACUUCGCCCUCAAAGUUCUCAACUGGGACUCGGAGACUGUGAGACUGCAGCUCUGGGACAUAGCAGGUCAGGAACGCUUUGGGAACAUGACACGGGUUUACUACAGAGAGGCCAUUGGGGCGUUCAUUGUUUUCGAUGUCACCAGACCUGCAACAUUUGAAGCAGUCACCAAAUGGAAGGAGGACCUGGACUCAAAGCUGACACUUGCCAAUGGCAAGAGCAUUACUACGGUGCUUCUGGCUAACAAGUGUGACCAAAGCAAAGACAUUCUAGUCAAUAAUGGUCUGAAGAUGGACCAGUUCUGCCAAGAAAAUGGAUUUGUAGGAUGGUUUGAAACCUCAGCCAAGGAAAAUCUAAACAUCAACGAAGCUGCAAAUUUCCUGGUCAAGCACAUCAUUGCCAGCGAGAAUGAUAUUCUCAAAUCAGCAGUUCCCGAUACCAUUUCACCUCAACUGUCCACGAACACAAAGAUGAGCUGUUCUGCAUGUUUUAAACCCUAACAUCUGGCCAGGAGGUGGAUUCAGGCUUAGCAGCUGAGAAGAACACUUCCACUAAAUCUAUAACCAUAAGACCUAAGCAAGACUUCAAAGAUUAACGUGUGUGAAUGUAACACAGAUACAUAUAUAUAGGUACUUUGUAAGAUUGCAGUUAUUUAUGUGCAACACAAGUCUGGAAUCAGCAUGCACAGUUUUCAGGUUAUGUUUGAUUCCAGAUGAACAGAUUGACAACCGUAGUGCCCUUUUUAAUAAGUUACAUCUGUCCAGCAGUUGUUUGUGACUUCUGAUCUCAUAUGUGUUUUACAUGUAGGACUUUUAAAUGUUUAAAUGUCUCAAUGUUGUGUUAAGCAGAUAUUUUUAUUGAAUCAUACUUUUUUAGAAUUGAGACUAUGUAGAUUACAUGCAGAACAAUUUUAGAUAAACUUUCAUCUUUAUGGUGCAUGAAAUGAAAACCUACACACACUCUCUGUGUGUCUCAGUAGCUCUUUCCAUCUAUUUUCUGCAUUCUUCCCAUCUCUGUUUCUCAUUCUCACUCUUUCUCCAUGCUCUUCAGUGAUUCACUUUCUGACUCACUGCCAUUAUAUAAAGCUCCCAUGAAGCCCCUCUUCAGCACACACUUUGUUCACAUCUUUAAACAUGGUUAUUGAUCUAAGUUCCUUUCUGUUCCACUGCCUGCUGAGAGCAAACCUCUUGCACUUUCACAUCGUACUAGUCUAUUGUCGUCUAUGUGGGAAGUAUUACAUAAUUUAAAAACACUUUAUCCCAAGUAUUAAAUAAUUUUU
Messenger RNA from Tachysurus vachellii, 1457 nucleotides. RefSeq names its product RAB38b, member of RAS oncogene family (gene rab38b). Gene Ontology annotation, cellular component: trans-Golgi network; phagocytic vesicle; Golgi apparatus. The coding region runs from base 46 to 678 and encodes 210 amino acids. The record is from RefSeq and is a predicted model, not a curated record. Gene Ontology annotation, molecular function: GTPase activity; GTP binding. Lineage: Eukaryota; Metazoa; Chordata; Actinopteri; Siluriformes; Bagridae. Gene Ontology annotation, biological process: phagosome-lysosome fusion; endosome to lysosome transport. The transcript has 3 exons.